AUGCAAGGAGCUUUCGCCUUUGCCUUCUCGACAAAAUCCCUCACUCUGGAAGCUCCAACUCCGACGAACAACUCAACGAACUCUGAAGCCGCGCAGGAGAAGAACGGUGUCCCUGCAUCUCCGGCGACUUCCCUAGCCACGAGUGUUUUCCCGGUACCGGGAGGCCCGACUAAGAGACAACCUUUAGGAAUUUUCGCCCCUAGGACAGUGUACUUAUCAGGGUUUUUGAGGAAAUCCACGACUUCUUGGAGCUCCUAUUUGCUUUGA
Linum trigynum is the source of this 267-nucleotide messenger RNA. Lineage: Eukaryota; Viridiplantae; Streptophyta; Magnoliopsida; Malpighiales; Linaceae. The record is from the annotation of a GenBank genome assembly.